AGCAGAUGUGUGUGUGUGGGGUCUUUCUCUUGUCUCUCUCUAAUUUUCUCUCAAAACAUUCUCUUAAAACACUCCAUUGAACACAAUAGAAUUCCAGGCCCACAAAAUGGAGAACUACUGGGGGUUUAGUUGGGGGUUGUUUGUGGCCAUUUUUGGUGGUCUAGUGGGGUUGAAGUGGUUGCUCAGGAGUGUGAAUUGCUGGCUCUAUGAGUCUAAGUUGGGUGAAAAACGCUUCUCUCUGCCUCCCGGUGAUAUGGGUUGGCCUUUGAUUGGCAAUAUGUGGUCUUUCCUCAGAGCCUUCAAGUCAUGUAACCCUGAUUCCUUCAUCUCCUCCUUUGUUUCCAGAUUUGGACCCAGUGGAUUAUACAAAACCUUAAUGUUUGGUAAUCCGAGUAUCAUCGUUACAGUACCCGAAGCAUGCAAGAGAGUCUUAACUGACGAUGAAUAUUUCAAGCCCGGUUGGCCUAGCUCCACUUUGAAACUCAUUGGGAGGAAAUCAUUCAUCGGUAGCAUCACAUAUGAGGAGCACAAACGCCUCCGCCGGUUAACUGCAGCACCAGUCAAUGGUCAUGAGGCCUUGUCCAUUUACGUUGGGUACAUUGAAGAAAAUGUGAAGUUGGACUUGGAAAAAUGGGCUGGAAUGGGGCAAAUAGAGUUCUUAACUGAACUUCGGAGGCUCACUUUCAGGAUAAUUAUGCACAUUUUUCUAAGCUCGGGGAGUGACCAAGUGAUGGAGGCCUUAGAGAAGGAGUACACAACACUUAAUUAUGGAGUUCGAGCCAUGGCAAUUAAUCUUCCUGGAUUUGCUUACUAUAAAGCACUCAAGGCGCGCAAAAACCUUGUGGCUAUCUUUCAAACGAUAGUGGAUAACCGAAGAGAACGCAGAAAGGACACCCAACCAACACUGAAGAAAGACAUGAUGGAGGCUCUACUGGAUACUGAAGAUGAGAAUGGAAGAAGAUUGGAUGACGAGGAAAUCAUUGAUAUACUAGUGAUGUAUCUAAAUGCUGGUCAUGAAUCUUCUGGCCACAUUACAAUGUGGGCUACCGUCUUUCUUCAGAAGCACCCAGAAAUAUUUCAGAAAGCCAAGGCAGAGCAAGAAGCAAUAGUAAGGAAUAGGCCACCUACACAGAAUGGGUUGACACUCAAGGAAGUACGCCAAAUGGAUUAUCUAUCGAAGGUGAUUGAUGAAACGCUCCGUGUGGUAACAUUUUCGUUUGUUGUCUUCAGGGAGGCAAAAGCAGAUGUCAACAUAAGUGGUUAUACCAUUCCCAAAGGGUGGAGAGUUUUGGUCUGGUUCAGAAAUAUUCAUCAUGACCCUGAGAUCUACCCUGACCCAAAGGAAUUUAAUCCUUCAAGAUGGGAUGGACUUACUCCCAAGGCAGGAACUUAUUUCCCCUUUGGAGCAGGAAGCAGGAUGUGCCCCGGGAAUGACCUUGCGAAGCUAGAAAUUGCUAUUUUUCUACAUUAUUUUCUUCUUAAUUAUGAGCUUGAACGGUAUAAUCCCGGGUGUGGUUUGAUGUAUUUACCUCAUCAAAGGCCUAAAGAUAACUGCCUGGGGAAGAUAAAAAGAGUCUCUCAACUCUGAGUGUACAGAGAAGAAAAGAAAUUGAAGUCUAUUUUCUUUGCUUUGACUCUAGCAGGAUGAUUUCAUGGAAGAAAUGGUUUUUGAUCUUAUGCUCCACCUGUUAAUGAUGAGAAUUAGUUUUCAGUAAUAAAAGAUAAGAAAACAAGUUCAUGAAAUAGUGGAGGUUUGCUGCAUUUUAUAUAUGCUCUGCCUUGGGGAAAUCUAGGACCACCAGGCUGUGCUUGGAUCAUGGAUCCAAAGGAUUUAGCUUACCAAUGAAAAGUAACUAAGGGAGAAACAAAUACAUUUCUUUUGGUUUUCUUCUUUA
Messenger RNA from Rhododendron vialii, 1895 nucleotides. Its product is annotated as ent-kaurenoic acid oxidase 2-like. Bases 107 to 1588 code for a protein of 493 amino acids. Gene Ontology annotation, molecular function: ent-kaurenoic acid monooxygenase activity; heme binding; iron ion binding. The transcript has 8 exons. The record is from RefSeq and is a predicted model, not a curated record. Gene Ontology annotation, biological process: brassinosteroid biosynthetic process; sterol metabolic process; brassinosteroid homeostasis. NCBI's taxonomy places the organism in Eukaryota, Viridiplantae, Streptophyta, Magnoliopsida, Ericales, Ericaceae. Gene Ontology annotation, cellular component: endoplasmic reticulum.